This is a messenger RNA of Sceloporus undulatus (fence lizard), 4368 nucleotides long. It is a transcript of the gene FANCI, whose product is annotated as FA complementation group I. Gene Ontology annotation, biological process: DNA repair. The transcript is spliced from 38 exons. Lineage: Eukaryota; Metazoa; Chordata; Lepidosauria; Squamata; Phrynosomatidae. The coding region runs from base 205 to 4224 and encodes 1339 amino acids. Gene Ontology annotation, molecular function: DNA polymerase binding. The record is from RefSeq and is a predicted model, not a curated record.
GGGGAGAGAAGAGGGCGGGCUCUGUUGCCCUGGGCAACGCGGGCCAAGUUCCGGGCGGGAGUUUUGAUUGACUCUGAGACUAGGAAGGCGGGAUUGGAAGAGGCUGAAGGAAAGGAUGCUGGCCUCUAAGGUCGCAGUAAAUUAAAAAAGGAAAGGUUAAAAAAGACGAAGAAGAAAGCUUUUUCUCCUCCCAAGUGUCUUAUAAUGGACCAGAAAAUCCUCGCUCUAGCAGCAGAAGAGAAACCGGAGCAACUUCAGUCAUAUCUGCAAAGCCUGAAAGAAAAUGAGUUGAGUGAUCUAGUUACAAAGCAGGCUUUGAGGGGGAAGGAGAUUGGUGUCUUUCUGAGAGGAAUCUUCAAAGGUUCUCCUUGCUCCCAACAAAAUGGUGUUGUUAGGAGGCUCAGUAUUUACAAGCACUGCAUCCAGUUGGUGGAGUCGGGGGAUCUGCAUGUGGAAACUGCAUCUGAGAUUAUACGAUUGCUUAUGUUAGAGACUCACAAACUGCCAGGCCCUGCAAUGGCUGACUUGGCUACUUUGUUUGUUGAUGCUGUAAAAGGAGGCAGUCUGCUCAGCGGUAAAUCUUUGGAGCUGUUUCCUACAGUUCUGACAGCACUAGCUACAUCUAAAGAGGCCCUGGUUUAUGGGACAGGUGAGCUGAAUGGAGAAGAACUGAAGAAACAGCUGAUCAAUACACUGUGCUCCAGCAGGUGGGGUCAACAAUAUGUGAUUCAUCUAACCUCUAUGUUCAGAGAUGUCCCACUAAGUGCAGAAGAACUGCAGUUUGUUGUGGAGAAAGUCAUAAGGAUGUUUUCUAAGUUAGACCUGCAGGAAAUCCCUCCUUUAGUUUAUCAGCUGCUGUUGCUUUCUUCCAAGGGCUGUAAGAAAAUCAUACUGGAAGGAAUCAUCAGUUUUUUCAACCAGAUGGAUAAAAAAAUAAAAGAAGAGCAGAAGGAUUCAGAGUCAGUGGACCUAGAAGAAGCCACAGUUCCUGUAGACCAACUCCGUCAUGUGGAAGGCACUAUCAUUCUGCAUGUUGUGCUGGCCAUUAAUUUGGACCAGGAUUUAGGAAAGGAGCUAAUAAAAUACUUAAAGGCUGAACAGCAGGGAGAUCCUAGCAGGGCCCUAUGUCCCUUCAGUGUAACCAUUCUUCUCUCAAUGGCCAGAAUACACCGAUUUCAAGAGCAGGUGUUCGACUUUCUCAAAAUGUCAAUUAUGAGAAGCUUCAAGGACAAGCAGUUCCUUCAGGGUUCCAAGUUUCUACAGGAUUUGGCUCCUCAAUGCUAUGAUAUAUCUGCUGUGUUUCUAAAAGUUGUAGCAAACAGCGUAUUUGGUUGGGAUCAUGUGACUCAAGGCUUGGUGGAUCUUGGAUUCAUCCUGAUGGACUCCUAUGGGCCAAAAAGACCCUUUGGAGGCAAAGGCAUGGAAACUAACAAUGGUCUUUCUAAAACUCCAGCCCAGCAGUCAUGCAAGUUGGGAGCUGAUAUCCUUUUGGAAACCUUCAAAGUCCAUGAGAUGAUAAGAAGUGAAAUACUGGAGCAGGUCCUGAACAGAGUCAUCACAAAUGCAGGUUCCCCUGUCAGCCACUUCAUAGAUCUUUUGUCCAGUAUUAUAAUAUCUGCACCCCUUGUCCUUCAAAACUCCUCCUCCAAAGUUACAGAAGCCUUUGAUCAUUUGUCAUUCCUGCCUCUUGAUACAGUACAAGGACUUCUUAAAGCUGUGCAGCCUCUGCUCAAAAUAAGUAUGUCUAUGAGGGAUUCCCUGAUCCUUGUUCUUCGCAAAUCAAUGUUUUCUGGACAGCUGGAUGCCCGUAAGUCAGCAGUUGCUGGGUUUUUGCUCCUCUUGAAGAAUUUUAAACUUCUGGGCAGCUUGACUUCAUCCCAGUGCAGCCAAUCCAUUGGGGCAAGUCAGGUCCAGGUGGAUGUUCACACCUGCUAUAAUGCUGCAGCCAAUGAAGCCUUCUGUCUAGAAAUUCUGGGCAGCUUGAAACGAUGCUUAAGCCAGCAGGCUGAUGUCAGACUUAUGCUGUAUGAGGGAUUUUAUGAUGUUUUGCGCAGAAACUCACAGCUGAGCAAUUCCAUUCUGCAUAUGCUCCUCUCCCAGAUGAAGAGGUAUUAUGAAACGGAACCUGACUUACUGCCUCCCAUAAAAUUGGAGGGGUGCAUCCUGGCUCAGAGAGACCAAAUCUUCCUACAAGAACCUUUGGCACACUUACUAUGCUGCAUCCAGCAUUGUUUAGCCUGGUAUAAGAACACCUUAACUCUGCACCAGCAUAUGGAUGUGGAUGAAGACGAGGAUGAAGAUGAUAAGAGUUUCCAGCAAGAAUUGGAUGAGAUACUGGAAUCUAUUACACGGCGGAUGAUCAAGAGUGAACUGGAAGAUUUUGAGCUGGAUAAAUCAGCAGACUUUUCUCAGUCUACUGGAGUGGGCCUGAAGAACAAUAUCUUUGCCAUUUUGGUGAUGGGCAUCUGUGAGGUCCUGAUUGAGUACAACUUCAGCACAGCAAACUUCAACAAGAGCAAAUUUGAAGAUGUUCUGGGCCUGUUCAAGUGUUACAGCAAACUUUCUGAAAUCUUGAAAGAGAAAACUGGAAAGAGUAAGCUCAGCAUGGCAAACAAAAUUCCCCAGAGUUUUCUUUCUAUGGGCUUUGUGUGCACCUUGCUUACUGCUCUCUUUAGAGACAGUUCCCUGAAUCAUGAGGAGAGCCUGGCUGUUCUGCGCUCCAGCAAUGAAUUCAUGCACUAUGCUGUCAAUGUGGCAUUGCAGAAAGUGCAGCACUUAGAAGAGAAAGGGCAGACAGAUGGACCUGAUGGCCAAAACCGAGAGAAAAUUUUCCAAAACGUCUGCAAAAUCACCCAUGUUCUGCUGUGGAGAUACACCUCAAUCCCAACUGCUGCUGAAGAAUCAGGGAAGAAAGAGAAGGGAAAGAGCAUCUCGUUGUUGUGUUUGGAUGGUUUGCUGCGGAUUUUUAACACAAUGCAACAGCUUUUUCCAAAAAAGAUUCCACAGUUUCUACAGGCACUGGAUACUACAAAUGAAGACACUGAAGAGGGAAAUGUUAAUGCCACUGAGAAAGCAGCCUUCCAGAUUCGACAAUUUCAGAGGUCUCUGGUGAACCAGCUCAGCAGUACUGAGGAAGACUUCAACAGCAAGGAAGCUCUUCUGUUGAUCAACAUUCUUGCAACACUUUCCAGACUGCUGGAGCCCUCUUCACCCCAGUUUGUGCAGCUGUUGUCUUGGACAGUCAAGAUUUGCAAGGAAACUAGCCUGGAAGAUGCUCCUUGCUGCAAAGGUUUGCUAGCUCUGCUCUUCAAUCUACACACUCUUGUCAAGAGUCCAGUCACCAUACUGCGGGAUCUUGCCCAGGAUAUCCAUGCUCAACUUGGGGACAUAGACCAGGAUCAAGAAGUUGAGCACCAGCCCCACUUUGCUAUUGUGAAUUCAAAGACAGCAGCUCCUACAGCUUGUUUGCUAGCUUUGAGUCAAGCAGAUAAGGUCCUUGAGGAAGUGGAUUGGCUGAUAAAUAAAAUGAAGAGCAAUUUGGGACUGGAGGCAGCAGAAGAUGCUUCUCAAACAGCAAAUCAGACACAACCACUAGAAAAGGCAGUCAUUCUUCAGCUGGGAACUCUGCUGACUGCUUACCACGAACUGGUUGAAACAGCCCUGCCCAGUGGGAGUUGUGUGGACACCUUACUCAGGAGUGUCAGCAAGAUGUACACCAUUCUCACCGCCCUUGUAAAAUAUUAUCUUCAGGCAUGUCGAAGCACAAUGGGGGGAAUUCCAGCACGGUUUGAAAAGCUGGUAAGACUCUCUGGCUCCCUCCUGACCCCCCAGUGUUAUGCUUUCAUCACGUAUGUGCAGACCAUCCAGAAUGAAACAUUAAGCUUUGCAGCCAAAAAGAAAAAGGAUAAAACACCAACAGAAGUGUCCACUGUCAUGGCCAAAGUGUUGCGGGAGACUAAGCCAAUUCCAAACUUGAUUUUUGCAAUAGAACAAUAUGAGAAUUUUCUGAUCCAUCUCUCAAAGAAGUCUAAGGUAAACCUGAUGCAGUAUAUGAAAUUGAGUACCUCUCGGGACUUCCGCAUCAACGUUUCUACCCUGGAGAAUGCUCUACAGGAACAGAAUGCGGAUGAUGCUGAGAAUGAACCUGACAAUGACCAGCACACUGCAUCUGCACAAUCGAACACUGACCAAGAACCGAAAAAGAAGAGGAGACGCAAAAAAUAAGAGCUUUGUUUAUUGAUGAAUAUUUUGGGUCCAGUUGAUUCUCUUAAGAAAGACACAGAUUAUUUUCUCUGAGAUUUUAUCAUUACUAAAUUGUAAAAAAAAAAGUGCCUGUAAGUCAUAUUAAAUUGCAUUUGCUUCAUUGAA